This is a messenger RNA of Xiphophorus hellerii (green swordtail), 8381 nucleotides long. RefSeq names its product ribosomal protein S6 kinase, polypeptide 5 (gene rps6ka5). Bases 209 to 2623 code for a protein of 804 amino acids. Gene Ontology annotation, molecular function: protein serine/threonine kinase activity; ATP binding; magnesium ion binding. The transcript is spliced from 17 exons. The record is from RefSeq and is a predicted model, not a curated record. Lineage: Eukaryota; Metazoa; Chordata; Actinopteri; Cyprinodontiformes; Poeciliidae. Gene Ontology annotation, biological process: protein phosphorylation; intracellular signal transduction.
GGUAGUGGUCGUGGUUAUGUGCUGCUUGAAGACGCAAGUGCUUCCUCCAGAGCUUCCCCGCGGCUAGGCUUAGUGACAAUUUUUUUUGCUUAUUUAUCAGUCAAGCUCACCGUGGGUGACCCAUUUCUGUUUGUGCAUGAUAAUACCGCAAACUAGUUUGAAAGGUGAGCCUAAUCUGCUCUGAACAUAAUAGGGACACGAGAUUACAAUGCCAUCCCCAAUGGAGGGAUCUUCAAGAGAAGGUGACCUGUUUACUGUGAAACACGAGCUGAAAAAUGCCAACCUGACAGGCCACAUUGAGAGGGUGGGCAUUGAAAACUUUGAGCUACUAAAGGUGCUGGGCACAGGAGCGUACGGGAAGGUGUUCCUGGUGAGGAAGGUGAGCGGCCACGAUGCCGGGAAGCUCUACGCCAUGAAGGUGUUGAAGAAGGCGACCAUCGUCCAGAAAGCAAAGACGGCCGAACACACGCGGACGGAGCGGCAGGUGCUGGAGCACAUCCGCCAGUCUCCGUUCCUCAUAACGCUUCACUACGCCUUUCAGACCGACACCAAGCUGCACCUCAUUCUCGAUUAUGUAAACGGGGGGGAACUUUUCACGCACUUGGUGCAGAGGGUGCGGUUUAAGGAGCAAGAAGUAGCACUGUACAGCGGAGAAAUUGUCUUGGCACUAGAACAUCUACAUAAGCUUGGAAUCGUCUAUCGAGACCUAAAACUGGAGAAUAUUCUACUGGAUUCAAACGGUCAUAUAGUUCUGACAGAUUUUGGCCUGAGUAAAGAAUUUGAUCAGGUUGAGAGGGCUUUCUCUGUUUGUGGCACUGUUGAAUACAUGGCUCCAGAAAUAGUUGAAGGAGGAGAUUCCGGACAUGACAAGGCGGUGGACUGGUGGAGCCUUGGUGUGCUAAUGUACGAGCUCCUGACGGGCGGAUCGCCCUUCACCGUCGACGGAAAUGAAAAUUCCCACUCGGAUAUCGCCAAGAGGAUUUGCAAAAAGGAUCCUCCUUUCCCCAAAGACAUGGGACCGCUGGCCAAAGACCUGAUCCAACGACUCCUCGUCAAAGAUCCAAAGAACAGAUUAGGAUCCGGUCCUAACGGAGCAGAGAACGUGAAGAAACAUCCGUUUUAUCAGAAAAUCAACUGGGAGGACUUGGCAGCGAAGAAGGUACCUGCGCCUUUCAAGCCGGUGAUUCGGGACGAGCUGGAUGUCAGUAAUUUUGCUGAGGAGUUCACAGAAAUGGACCCCACUUACUCCCCCGCAGCGCUGCCUCAGAACUGUGACCGCAUUUUCCAGGGAUACUCUUUCAUGGCCCCCUCCAUCCUGUUCAAGAGGAAUGUGGUGAUGGACGACCCCAUCCAGCUGUGUGGCGGCUUCGAGAGGCCGGGCUCCGCCGCCGUGGCCCGCAGCGCCAUGAUGAAGGACUCCCCUUUCUACAUGAAUUAUGAGAUGGACCUGCAGGACAGCGCUCUGGGAGAGGGCAGCUUCUCCAUCUGCCGCCGCUGCACGCACAAAAACACCGGACAACAAUACGCAGUCAAGAUAGUCAGCAAGCGGAUGGAGGCGCAGACUCAGAGGGAAAUAGCGGCCUUGAAGCUCUGCGACGGCCACCCGAACAUUGUGAAGUUGCAUGAAAUUUACCACGAUCAGCUCCACACAUUCCUGGUUCUGGAACUGCUCGGUGGAGGAGAGCUGCUGGAGAGAAUCCGGAGGAAGCAGCACUUCAGUGAAACAGAGGCCAGCCGCAUCAUGCGCAAACUGGUGUCUGCUGUCAGUCACAUGCAUGAUGUAGGAGUGGUGCACAGGGACCUGAAGCCAGAGAACCUGCUCUUCACAGACGAGAGUGAGAACUCCGAGAUAAAAAUCAUAGACUUUGGCUUUGCGCGUCUAAAACCGCCAGACAAUCAGCUGCUGAAGACUCCCUGCUUCACCCUGCAGUAUGCUGCCCCAGAGAUCCUCAAAUAUAACGGCUAUGAUGAGUCCUGCGACCUGUGGAGUCUGGGGGUCAUUCUGUACACCAUGCUGUCUGGACAGGUGCCUUUUCAGUGUCAGGAGAAGAGCCUGAUCCACACCAGCGCUGAGGAGAUCAUGCACAAAAUCAAGCAGGGGGAUUUCUCUUUUGGAGGCGAGGCCUGGAGAAAUGUGUCCCAGCAGGCUAAAGACCUCAUACAAGAGCUGCUGACAGUGGACCCAGACAAGAGGAUUAAGAUGUGCGGCCUCCGUUACAACGCCUGGCUCCAGGACGACAGCCAGCUGUCCUCCAACCCACUCAUGACCCCCGACAUUCUCGGCUCCUCCACUGCCUCCGUCCACACUUGCGUCAAAGCGACCUUUAAUGCUUUCAACAAAUGCAAACGGGAAGGUUUCCGCCUACAGACGGUGGACAAGGCGCCGCUGGCCAAGAGGAGGAAAAUGAAAAAGACGAGCACCAGCACGGAAACGCGCAGCAGUUCCAGCGAGAGCACCCACUCCUCCUCCUCCUCUUCGCAGUCUCAGGAGAAGACGCUAACGGAGGGCGAGCCCAAUCCGCCGCCUUCCAACAGCCCCCCCGUCAAAACGCCGGGCGUCGAAGAGACGGACUGCGGAGACCAGAACGCACUGUCGGCCUUUCGCUUCUCGGAAGGACAGUGAGGCGGCAGGCGACGGAUCCGGACUCAGUUUUUGGUCGACGGACCGUGGAGUCGGACCCGCGCGACGACUCGGUCUCCGCCUCCAGCUCCGUUGCAUGGACGUCUGCAUGUCACCAGAACCGAGCAUGCAGCAGGAGCAGCAGCUUGCACCGUAAUAUCAAUCAAUCAAUCAAUCAAUCACCAUUAGCAAUAGCCUCUCUUUUCUUUUCUUUUUCUCUGACUUUCACACUUCCUCUGUUAUCAAUCAGGGUCUGGACCAGGCAGAAGUUGUCAUUGUUGUCUUAAGGGCUGCCCCACCGUCCCCGGUCCAGGAAGACGGAAGGGAGGGACGUCUUUACUGUCGUUAUUAAAAAAGCGAAACAAAAAACCCCCCAAAACAACGUCGGUCCUCUCCUCGUUCUUUGUAUCUGUCCGUGUCUAGGUGUUUUUUUUUUUUUGUUUGUUUGUUUUAAAGGGAAACCUGUAGUAUUUAAACCGCGGAUGCUUUGUAAGGGAGGAGACGACGCGAAACAAAACCUUGGGUGAAAUCGCGUCCAAGAGGUGGGGCUUUUAUUUAUAUGUGAAUUUUAGACUGUAAUCUAUUUAUCAUAAGCUAUAUUGUUAACUUAUUAAUGGUUCCAAAUGAGCCUGAAUAGAAAUAAUGGAUUCAUGCGAGUGUUAAAAAAAACAAAAAAACAGAUAUUUUUGUGUAAGUACGGUUCUUUAUCUGCAGAAAACAUGGUGGGUUUUGUAGACAUGACUGCAGCUGGCUGGUUAUUAACAGUCAUGUAGACUUUAGUAUCACGGACGCAAAGGGAAAAAAACAAAACAGCCGACGGUGUUGAUGAUUGUUAAAAUGAAAAAUGUAUGCAUAAAAGAUUAAAGAAGCAAACAUGUGAGCAUUUUAGCCCAAUGUGUUUUGUAGUUUCUGCGAGAAGCGAAGCAUUUCUCGUGACCCUGAGAGCAGAGCUGAGUUUAGAGUUGUCGCUCCCUCUGAUGUGGAACUACUUUAAAACUUAAAAUGGCCACUUCUCUAGCACGGUCCAGUCCUCGGGGUCAGCAGCGGUUAGCGCAGCGGUGGGUUUUCCUUGGGUCGCGCUGCCUCAAAAAAAAAAAUUUAAAAAAAUGUAAUUGCGUCCUUCCCACUACAGUCAAUUAGAUCUUUGGGAGAAUUCAGAUCCGCUCGAUGUGAGAUGAAGUAGAGCUUUCUCUGAUUGACGAUUGAAACGGGCGAUUUCAAGUGGUCUCCCGUUCAGAAAUAACGAAAUGCAAUUACUUUGUAACGGGAAGGUGGUUUUCGUUUUGUGUGUGUGUGUGUGUGUGCCAAAAUUGCAGCCGAAUCAAGUAAUGUCCGGUUUCCAGCUACGAGUGCAGAGGUGGGGAUAUUUCAGGAGUCUGCAGGGCAGCAAAGUCAUGUUGCUUUCUUGGAAGUCUUCAAACCUUUUUUGUUCUAACAGCGACAAUAAAAAGUAUUCACCCGUCUAGGAUGUUUUUUUUUCUUCUCUUUUUACCAUUUUUACUGCUUUGUUAAAUCAUUAAUUUUUUUUCAGUUAUUUGACAAAAAAAAAACUUAGUCUCAAAAGUGAAAACUGAUUUUGAAAAUUGUCCUCCAGGAUUUCUAUAUGCUUUACCUUCUACCUUUAAGGUGCGAUCACACCAAGCGCGUUUCACGCGUCUGGUUUGAAUGUAAACCAGACGCGGGCCCUUCGCGGGUCGUGUCGCGCGCGACUCGAAGCAUUUGGAGCGUUUGACUCAUCCGACAAAUAGGCCAGCGACGGAAAUCAACGGCUAGAGCGAUUUUGACGCGGCUGACGCACCUCAACGUAGAUUUUGUUGAGGUGCAGAGACGUGCCGCAUCAGGCACUCACCUCCGCGUUCUCCGCAUCAGACGUGCCUGAUGCGGAGAAUGCUAGGUGUAGAGCAAAAAUGUCAAGCAUCCGCAUUCCAAGUGCACACGCGUCGAACUUGAAGCGUCGGACGCGUUUUUGACGUGCACAACGUGCCGUUACGAGCCAGGCUGGGAUCAGAGCAUGGCGCCAUGUUCCUUCCAUGUCUCCAUGAUGGAUUGAAUUAAACUCUAGGGGAAGUACAGUGCCUAAGAGUUUUUUUUGGUUACCAUCUUCUGACUGAUACGUCUUAAAAUAUUUUCAGAUUUGCUUGUAAUUUUUUAGCCUUCAUGCUGUUGUGGUAGCCAGGUGUCUUUAUAUUGCAGUCACUUGAAACAAACUCACUUCACUCCAUGUGAUUUCUAUUCCACUAAUCAUAAUAGUACUACCAACUGCCUGGACCUAAAUUAAAUUAAGCCGAGUCACUUUAAACCAAGUGAAUAUUUAUUAAAUCACUUGUUUUAUGUUAAAUACUUUUAUUUAGUUAUUUAAUUGUAGAAACCAGUUUUCACUUUGCGGUUAUAGGAUUUUUUUUUUGUGUGUGUGUGAAAAAGAAAUAAUUUUUUUUUGCUCAUGAUUGAUUUGCAAAAGCGAUAAAGAGGUAAAAACAUCCGAGGGCGUGAAUACUUUUUAUAGGCACUGCAUGUCUGACUCGGCUCGUUCUUCGUCUCUGAUGCUGCCCUUGCUCCAUCUACCGUGUGUGAAAUAAGGAACCAUGCAGACAUUCGGUUAGUCCUAAGUUUCUAGUGCAUGGUAUAAUGUGAACUGAAACAUGAACCACUUUUAUCCUUUUUUUUAUAUUUAUGGCCUUUGAGUCAGAUUCCUACUUGAUUCAGUGUGAGUUUGUUUACUUUCACAUUAGAGGGCCUCGAUUCAAUUUGGGACUUUCAAGUUUUACUCCUUUGAUACGUUAUAAAUGUACCAAACUCGUUCUUUUUAACGAAGACGCACCGAUUGAGCUUCGACCUACCGACGCCAAUUUUAGUCGACGACAGUUUCUCUUUAUGAGACGUUUUUGUAGCUUUCCUGUCGUGAGGGGUCUUUAAGGUUUUCUAUUAUUUCAAAACGAGACUAAUUGAUUUCUGAUUUGAAAUGCUAAUGCUUUUUCGCAUCUGACAUUAGGGAUUAGCAUGGCUUCUGAGAACGUAGAGCCUCUUGAGAUUUCUAGAAGGCUGCCAGCAUUUUCAACUCCAACAUUUCCGUAACAGAAAGAGGUCAAAAACUCAGAAAGGUCAGCCUUCCUGCAAGACUUUCUGAAAGUAUGGUUUAAAGCUGGUGUGGUGUGUUCACUGCCUUGUAAAAAGGUGAGAUGUUUGAGAUGUUCGGUCAGAGCCGAUAAAGCUAAAAAUGGUUUGAUUUCGGUCGCUCGGUGCAUCUCUACUUUUCUCCCUAUGGAGAUAUUCUGACGUCCCAGUGUUCUAGUCGGUAUAGUUUGACAGUUUUUAAUGCCGUGUCGUGUUAGUUGUUAUGUCUCUCUUUCUACUACUUACUGAUAUAUCGUAUUUUGUUGAUUUUUUAUAUAUAUAUAUAUAUAUACACAGGAGGUGGGAUGUGAAAUCGAAGUCCUGAGCUUGACUACUGUGUCCACUCAAACACUCAUUCACCAUCUUCCAUUUUAAUGCACUCUGACUCCGAACCAAAGCAUUAACUUUUAAGGUAGCUACCGCUUUAAGCUGCAUGAAAACUGUUUCCUUUCAUGCAAUUAUGCAAAGAAGUGCUUAAUUUUUUAUGUUCGAAAUGUUCAACAUUACUAUUAUUACAAUGUUUGUUUGUUUUUUUUUACAGUUGACUUGUUUCUUUUUUCCCCCCCAUCAGCACACCCUCAUGCCUAAAACUAUGCACCUCUUUUCACCCGUGUGUCGCUUUUGUCCUUUAAAAAAAAUAAAAAUAAUAAUAAUAAUAUAUAUAUAUAAAGAGAACGAAUCAAAUGGGUUCAAACAUAAAAGGGUGUAGCACAAUGUACAUGUACUGUGUCUAUUUAUUUACUUUUUUUCGUUUUUCAUCCGAUAGCAUCAACCAUAAACAUAGAAGCGGGGUGGGGAUCCGUUGCCCUUAAAAAAGACAAAAACAUCUGGAAUCCUUGAAACUAAACACUACAAAGCUCUCGUCUAAGUUAGCUCGCAUGAGUUCCCCGCUGCUGCCUCAUUAAGCCUGUUCUUUUGUUUGGGUGUAUUAAUAGCUCAAGUGGAGGAAGAGGAAGAGUGUCCUAUAUUGUGCUCUCCUCUGGGAGCCGUGCUCUAUUAACUGAUGCGCUGCGCUGCUGUUUGCUCCGGAGAAAAUACCGUGCUCCACUCCGCGUCUCUGUGGGACCAAGCUUCCCUUUCUUAGCAGGGGAACAGAUCAGUGAAGCACAUUAAAGGGCCGGUUUGGCUCCAGGGUCUCCCGGGGACGACUCUCCCUCCUCCCCCUCGUUUUGACGAGCGCCAUGUUUGAUGUCCUGCUAUGGAAGAGAGAGAGAGAGGGAUGCGUUAGUCUGAAUUUGCAAGUUUAAUGAAAUUUCUCCCUCUUCCUCCAUUUUGAAGUUGAAACAUCACACCUGAUGGAAUUAAUCCUUUUUUUUUUUUUAAGAAUUCAAACACUGUUUGUGUCAGCAGAGACAGAGGUCACAUGUUUUGUUGCUAAAGUGACUUUUUUUUGGAGCGUAUCUAUUAUUAUUUUUUUUAAUCACCAAAAGCACGGCUUCUCUUGUACACCGUUGGGGCCAAGUCUGCUUUUAUUUUAUUUAUUGUAUUUUUAAAAAAAAGAAAAAAGAUUUUAUUUCUUUGAACAGCGGCGCUGAAGUGCCCAAACCCAUUUUGAUGUUUUAAAAACGACGCGACCCUUUAAUGAAGCGAUUCUCCUGCCAGGAGCACUUGAGGAAAGACUGCAGUAGUAUUUCUAGUUUUGCCUCAGGAAAAAAAAAAAAGAGGAAAAAAAAGAAAAGAGGUGUGGGGAGGGAUUUCAGAAUGGAAAGAGGCUUAUCUUGUGUGUGUAUUUAUUGAUAUUGUCUAUAAUAAGGGAACCGCUUUUAUCAACCUGAGUAUGUUACAGCUUCUUUGACUGAAAUUUAUCGAAAUAUUCUCAAUAAAUGUCUGUUUAUGUCAGCAGCUUUGCAGUUUUUUUUGUACUGAAAGUAAUGUAAUGUUUAUUCUCAUUUAACUGACAAGGCGGAGUAGUACAAAUUUUUAUAUAUUUUUUUUUGGUGGCUGUCGAUGUACAUUAGAGAAAAAAAAAAGUUUAACAGAUAACAGAGGUCAAGGUACCUUGACAAUUUAUUUUUCAGACGUCGUUGGCUUAAAAUGACUCUCUACGUCAUAACUCGACGCAAAAGCAGCCAUAUGGGAAGUGCGUACAUGGAUUCUGACCUCUUCCAGGAGAUUAUUGUGACAUGAAUUGUAUUUUCAUUUUCAUUUUUUUCUUUUUUGAAUUGAGAAGUUUGUAGAUUUGCAUGUGUAGUUUGGCAGAAUGCGUGGCGUUGGCACCAUUUUUUGUCACGUUGCGUGUGAUUCCGGUUUCUAUUUUUCAGCGUCGACGGGUCAAAACGUGGCUACUGUAGCAGCAGAUCCUUUUGAAGCGGAGCAAUUGUGCGAUCACAAAAGAAACAAGACCAAGCUUUAAGGACAAAAAAAAAACAAAAACAUGUGCUUUCAGUAAUUUAUUUAUUUUUUUAUAUGUAAGAGUAAGAAACGACCUAUCCCCCUUUACAGUCGUUUAUCUGUCUGUUCCUGUUCAUGGCUGUUGUUCUGUAAUCUAAACCUCAAUAACAGUACUUUUACCUGAUACAUGACUAUACUAUCUAUUUUGUAGAGCACUGUGGAGAUCCUCUUUUUUUCAGGUGGCAUCGGUUACUUUAACUGACCGGGUAACUGACCAGGGGGAACCUUAAUUUUCUUCAAUAAAAAGCUUUUUACUGGC